GGGGAUCCCACACAAAACGCACACCCAUUGAGGGAUGGGUGGCGGUGUCUCAGCGGUGCCAUGGUCAGUUGCCUUCACGGGAACGUUGGCCGCAGCAGAUGGGCCGAUUGGGACGAUCACGACAACAGAUGCACCACUAAACUGCGGAUGCUCCGUGUCGAGUUUCAUCCUUUUGCGCGGCGAGUCCAACAGCGAUCCUGUGAUCCGAAAGAGCGAUACUAGCUUCGGAAACGCAGCUGAAUCUUGGAGCGACGCAACAUUUUUUCAAGUGUGUUGAAGCCGAGUUGCAGGUGAGUGCGCAAGAAUCGGUGACUUCGAGUGCUUCCCAAGAUGCCUGUGAAGCGUCGUUGUUGAAUUCUGCCACAGCUGUGGCGUACGGUUACUCCACUCUGAGCAAGUCUUGCGUGCUCCUUCGGGAAAUAACACAAGCGAAUCCUGAAGAGGGUCUUCACAGCGGAGCCAAAAUGCAGGAAUUUCCUUGGCUGUGCGGACGUGUCUGCACAGCUGCAGCCGAUCCGCGCUGGACCAACAACGUCAUACAGACAUCGUUUCACAGUUUUCCAGCAUGCCAAUGCUGCUACAACGAGGAUUUCGGGAACUAUGCCGGAACCGGGAGGGCUUACUAUCAGUGUUCGUCUUCUGAUUGCCAAGUAUGCACUGGGGAUGAGCCGUGGUCAACUUCGUAUCCAACAACGUCGGAGACAAAGUCUUUGCAAGUUUGGAGCUUGCCGCUAGCUCUGGCCGCCUUUUUUUCACAGUUCAAGUAGCUUCUGAAAGUGGAGUAAGGUCAAGGGUUGCUUGGGCUGGGGCUGUCAAGAGGAUGGCCCCUUUGCCCCUUGCGGCGCAUAGCUCGCCAAUCCAAAGAUCCAAGCAAUGGC
Effrenium voratum is the source of this 878-nucleotide messenger RNA. Lineage: Eukaryota; Dinophyceae; Suessiales; Symbiodiniaceae. The record is from the annotation of a GenBank genome assembly.